Cornus florida is the source of this 951-nucleotide messenger RNA. RefSeq lists its product as uncharacterized. The transcript is spliced from 4 exons. Gene Ontology annotation, molecular function: zinc ion binding; nucleic acid binding. NCBI's taxonomy places the organism in Eukaryota, Viridiplantae, Streptophyta, Magnoliopsida, Cornales, Cornaceae. Bases 1 to 951 code for a protein of 316 amino acids. The record is from RefSeq and is a predicted model, not a curated record.
AUGCCAGCUGGAUCUGACAGGAGUGCAGUUGUUUGUUAUCAGUGUCAGCAGCCUGGGCAUUACAAGUCCAGUUGUCCGAUGAAAUCGUCUUCAGUUUCGUCAACUCCGAAGGCUUGUUAUGGGUGUGGCCAGCAGGGUCACUUGAUUCGUGAUUGUCCAGGCCAGGGAGCAGGCACAGGUAGUGGCAGAGGGUCACGACAGAGGCCAUCUCAGUCGGCUACAGUUCAGUCAGUCCUCAGGCACAGGUACCACAGGGACGUGUUUUUGCACUGGCACAGACCGAUGCAUUUUCUGGACCGUCAGUUCUUUGAGAGCCGACAGAAGAGCUAUGCGGAUAAGCGGAUAAGACCGUUAUCCUUUGAGGUGGGAGACCACGUUUUUCUACGGGUUUCUCCACGGAAGGGGUUGAUGAGAUUUGGGAAGAGUGGCAAGUUAUCGCCACGAUUUAUUGGACCAUUCGAGAUUUUGGAUCGGGUAGGAGAGGUUGCCUACAGACUUGCUUUACCACCACAGAUGGACAGAGUUCACAAUGUCUUUCAUAUAUCGAUGUUACGAAAGUACGAGCCGAAUCCAUCUCACAUUUUAAGUUGGGUUGAUGUGGAUAUUGAUGAGGAUGUUUCCUACGAGGAAGGACCAGUUCAGAUCCUUGACACUCAACAGAAGGUGUUGAGGAACAAGACGAUACCAAUGGUGAAAGUCCUUUGGAGACACCACGGAGUCGAGGAGGCUACUUGGGAGCUCGAACAGGAGGUUCGGUCCAAGUACCCAGCGUUGUUUUCUUCCUCAGCCGUGGCUCUAGAAUCGAGGGGUAUCACAGACGGGUUGGCGGUGAGUUCUGCGAGGAUGAACUCGGCCGGUGGAAAGCUUAACUAUGGAUGGCUCGGCCGUGGAAGACUCGCGGCGGCUGGCGAGGAGCUUGACCAUAAUGAAGAUGGCCUCAGCUGUGGGUGA